This is a messenger RNA of Symbiodinium pilosum, 862 nucleotides long. Lineage: Eukaryota; Dinophyceae; Suessiales; Symbiodiniaceae. The record is from the annotation of a GenBank genome assembly.
GCCGACAGACGAACCGAAACACCUCCGCAUUACUGCAAGAAAUCCAGAUGGUCUCGAGAGAGGUCUGCAGAAAGCCUGCGCCACGGUUGCCGAAGUGUUGCAAAACGGCAUCCCCACUUGUGAGCAUUGCGGAGGCGAUCACAAAGGCAGGGAUUGCCCCAAGAGGCAGCUGCCUUACACGCACAACUGCUACCUGGACCCGGACACGAAAGUUGGCUUCAUCAUAGGUAGCCAAGGUCGGAACACUCGGCCCAUCAUAGACGCGACCGGUUCUGGGCAGUACAAUGCAACGGAGCGCCUCCACAUGCACAUCGAGGCCGCAUCGCCCGAUAUGUUAAGCCAGGCUGUCGCGAUGGUGGAGGACUUGAUUCGAGUUGCAUCCUGGACGCCUUAUGAAGACGACCCUCCGCCAGGGCAUGUUUUUGCAUACCAGCACAAGAUAUGGUUGGACAUGGAAGCUGACCGGCAAAGUUGCGACAGCCUCAAUGCGCAUCUGCUUGGUAAGAGUGGCCAAAACUUUCGCCAAAUUCACGAGAAGACUGGGGCCUGGCUAUGGCUUCGAGGUCAUGGUGCAGGUCACAUGUCCUGUCUAGAUGCUGCCAAGAAAAAAGGAUUGCAUGUCCUCAUCGAACACGAUGACCACAAGAGGGGAGAGGAAGCUUACCAAAUGGCCACGGUUCUCUUGGAUGCCGUUUUGGCCAGACUUGGCUCUACCUACUGUCGCAUCUGUGGAGGGCCUCACUUCUCUUACCGAUGCACAAAAGCAAACAGCAGUGGGUAUCUUAAUGGGAUGGCAGCAAAAGGGUCUGGAAAGGCUUCCCUUCCGCUCCUGCCGAUCAAACGCAGCAUCCGGGAGGUCUGA